Molecule: messenger RNA, 1458 nt
Organism: Melospiza georgiana
Lineage: Eukaryota; Metazoa; Chordata; Aves; Passeriformes; Passerellidae
Gene: MLKL
Product: mixed lineage kinase domain like pseudokinase
Exons: 10
Coding region: 1-1458 (485 amino acids)
Biological process (GO): cell surface receptor signaling pathway; protein phosphorylation
Molecular function (GO): protein kinase activity; ATP binding
Source: RefSeq, a predicted model, not a curated record
AUGGACAUCGUGGAGAGGGUGUUCUCUGUGGCCCAGGCCAUCCAUGCCCAGUUCGAGCAGGUGAAGUGCUGCAAGCACCAGUGCCAGCGCCUCGUGGAGCGCAUCCAGAUCCUGCUGGAGCCCGUGAGGAUCCUCAGGGCUCAGCCACGACAGCACAUCUCCCACCACGAAGAGGAACUGAUGAAAAAGCUGCUCCAGGCACUGGAGGAAGCCCAGAAACUGGUGAUGAAAUACAGCCAGACCAGCUGGAUCCAGAAGUUCCUGCGAGCGCGAAGCACUGGCGAGGAGUUUGUCUGGGUGAACGAAAGCCUGGAGGACAUUGCCCAGGGGCUCUCCCUCCUGCUGCAGGCAGAGCAGAAACAGGCUUUCCUGGAAGCCUUCCAGUCAAAGACAUGUCGCAGGCAGGAUGCUGAGGACCUGAGGGAUGACAGAGCUUUCUUGGACCAGGUGAUUGCAAGUACUGAGGAGCCCAAAGAUGCUCUUGAGGAGAUCUACAUCGACAGGGAGUGUAUGGAGAGCAAGAUGGACUGGAUGAAAAGCGAGCUGAACAAAGUCAUUCGUGAGAUGGAACGCUUGAAGAAGGUCAAUGUGGGUAAAAGAGAAGACAUCACUGAGAUCAAGAGGGACCAGCUCACCUUCCACAGGCACCUGCAGGACACAGAGAGCUACGACCUCUACGAGGGCGAGUACCUCAAGUACCCUGUUGCCAUCAAAACCUUCAAGAGGCCGCUGACCACUGACCCAGUCAAGGUGAGAGACAUCUUUGAGAAGGAGAUUCAGACCCUGAAGAAGUUUGAGUCUCCAAACAUCCUUCGCAUGUACGGGAUCUGCAUUGAGGAGAACGAUGGGAGCCCCUGCUUCUCCAUCGUCAUGGAGUACUGUAAGCACGGGACGCUGCGGGACGUGCUCAACAAGCAGCAGAACCUUUCCUGGGAUAUCCGCAUUCGGAUGGCCCUGGGGGCUGCCAGAGGCCUUUACAGGUUGCACCAGACAGGGGAGAAGUCCCGACUCCACGGCUGCAUCUGCAGCAGCAAGUUCCUGGUGGCUGGGGAUUACUGUGUGAAGCUGUCAGGAUUUGAGCUGUGUGAAACAGAAUCAUCCAUCAAGAGGAAAGCCAAGAAGGACUGGAAACAAGUCUCUAUGCUGGCCUACAUCGCUCCAGAGAACCUGAGAGACAUCAACUACCCUUACAAGAGUCCCUGUGAAAUAUACAGCUUUGGGAUCGUUCUGGCAGAGAUUGCAACCUCCAAAAUCCCAUUUGAAGGCUGCACUCCUGGGGAGAUCGUGGAGAAAAUCUGCAAUCACCAGUACUGGGACCCCCUUGGGGAAGACUGUCCUGAAGAUCUGAGGAAAAUCAUUGAGCAAUGCCAGGCCUUUGACCCUUCCCAGCGCCCUUCUGCCGAGGAGAUUGUGGACUCGCUGGCCGACCUGGAGAAAAGCAGAAACCAAGGAAGUUAA